Messenger RNA from Amoebophrya sp. A120, 3139 nucleotides. The record is from the annotation of a GenBank genome assembly. Lineage: Eukaryota; Dinophyceae; Syndiniales; Amoebophryaceae.
CGCAUACAGAACCGGAGAGCGACCUUCCAAAGGCACUCCGUCCCAAAUAAAAAUGAGAGAGUGCCGUCCUUUUAAAUGCGUAUUUCGGCCACUAGAGCCGACCAAGAGAGUUGUGGUAGACACGUGGGGUUUAUCAAGCCUCCUACUCUAGCCACACAAUUGCGAUUCUAUCUACAUCAAUGUAGUUCAUCUCCUGACCCUCUGCUGUCCACCUGGGAAUCGGCACACUCUGGUUGUCAAAUUGAAGCAACCCAAAAUCUUCUACAUGUUGACCAUGUGUUUGUGCGGCAAUAUAAAAUCCUCUUGCCAACAAAUUUUGAUUGCUGCCAGCCCUCUCAUUGUGCCUGUAAGUUAUCCCCAGCGAAACAAAAAACAUUGUUAGAGACCCACAAGUAGUGCUUAAUGUAUGAAGUAACUACCCCCUCGGCGACACACGCACCUCCACCGCCUCUUUUUCCUUCUUAGGAAGGGCGACACGCAGUUCUUUGUAGGAUAUCAGUACGCACCGGCGCCGAGGGCCGUGUAGAACGAGGAGUAGUUUCCAAUUAGUGUGCGCAGUAAAUUCUUUACCGCAUUUCUUGAGAUUUAAAAAUCUGCUCCGGCGUGCGUCUUUUUGCACUUGAAGGUCCCUAUUUCUUUCCUUAUUAUUGCUGUCUCUCAACCUUGCUCGCGAAGAAUUUAUAAGCAGAAUAGGACGUAGUCGAGGCAGCUACUGCACAUAUAAAGCAAGUAAUUUUGAUUGUUGACGGAACCAAACACCCGCCAAGAUGGGCAUGUUCAUAUCGAAACUGCUGGACAAGUUGUCCCAGAAAAAGGAUUGCCGCAUACUCAUGGUCGGGUUGGACGCUGCAGGGAAGACCACCAUCUUGUACAAGCUAAAGCUCGGCGAAGUCGUUACAACCAUCCCAACCAUCGGGUAGACCUUUUUUUAGAAGAUGCUUUGCCGGGAACAACAGACCCGGCACACCACUGCGGCUCCUUUGGUGCCAGUCGAAGUGGUGCCGCUUCUCUAUGCAAAGACCUGCAAAAAUUAUGAUGUACACAGUCCCUAGUUGUGCGCCAGAACAGGCUGGUUGGCUCGGCGGUGGGGCAGUGAUGAUUUUCGCAAGUUGGAAGAUGCCCUUAAAAAUGAAAUAAUACGUUCCGAAGAUUAUUUACAACGAGCGACAUUCUUUUUCUUACAGGUUUAAUGUUGAAACGGUCGAGUACAAAAACAUCAACUUUACGGUCUGGGACGUGGGAGGUCAGGACAAGAUCCGCCCGCUCUGGAGACACUACUACCAAAACACACAAGGUGCGGUUAGAUUUUUGAGUUGGGGACGAUGCAACUACGUCAGGACGAUAGGAAGGAGCCAGAAGUUUAAAUCCGAAUGCCAUGAUACAAGAAUAUGACCAUGCAAGGCUGCAUAUUAAAAUCUUUAACUAUUUUCAGGUUUGAUUUUUGUCGUGGAUUCGAACGAUCGCGACCGUAUCGUGGAGGCUCGGGAUGAGUUGAUGAAGAUGCUUAACGAAGGUAAAAUUUACAGCAAUUUUUUUAAGUAGGUCAACAUAAUUGGUAGAGCGCAUCAAUCGCAGCUUGAUAUGGUCCGUUCGUUGUUUGCGGACUCGAGUUUUUUAAAGACGGACGAUAACGAUUGGAAAGCAAUGCAAAUUUUCACUUACAGAUGAGAUGCGAGACGCGAUUCUUCUGGUCUUCGCCAACAAGCAGGAUCUGCCGAAUGCGAUGAACGCUGCUGAGGUACUUUUUUGCGCGAAAAAUAGUGUCUGUUUUAUCAUGCCUACCUUUCUUGCGUCUCAUACUGUGUACUCUGAAGCCCCGCACUCGGGUUUGGCAUUUUAGGCUGCAUCAGGCUGUAAAGGGCAAACUUUCGCACGCAAAUUUUCGAUCGCAAUACAAACUUACUACAGAUCACGGACAAGCUGCAGCUGAACGGUCUGCGUAACCGUCAGUGGUACAUCCAGUCGACUUGCGCUACAACCGGUGAUGGUAUCUACGAAGGCUUUGACUGGUUGUCGAAGUCGAUUGCCGACAAGAAGUAGAGAGGCGAAGGCGCUGAUGAGCGCGGAAGAAAAACAUCGCACGACACGACGACACCUAAAAACAAACGAGAUCCUGAGAAAAGGUUGUUUUACGACUCUACACUCGGAGUGCGCCAUCGCGGGGAGCACGGAUAGGGCAGUUACAAGGGGGUGACUCUAUUACCAGGACCUCCACGACACACACUGUCAAACUUGCGAACUGAAGGUUUCAAUUACGUCGACUCUUUAUCACAUCUUCAAAGCUAAAAUUUUAAAAAGUUCGGGUUUAUCCUAUUUACUACUACAACUGUACUUGUUUACUCCUGUAUGUUGAAGACAGCGGCAGAUGUCAUGGCCUCGGAGUGUCAAUGGACUACACGAGGGCUUUGCCGUUCUACCUUUUUUUUUUCGAUUUUCACUUUGAUGAGUUUUUUAUACUUUGCUAGCAUUGCGUUUGCGCCGGAGACCGUGUGGAGAGAGACCCGAAGAAUCGGCUUGAGAAGUGGCAGAACACCUAGUUUUAUUGGAACGGGGUCUAGCAAUGGCUUGUCGUUGUCAUUGUCCUCACGACUAGACUAGUGUCGACGCGAGGGAUUGAAGGAGGACCUCGCGAAGCGACAAGCUUCUCAAGGAGUGCGCCCAGGAGGACAAUACGCUGGCGAGUGCGUCGCUUCCACAGUAGAGUCCGCCGUUUUCACAGGAGAUGCUUUAGCCAUCCUGUACUGAUAGAUGAAAACGAGGACCGAUACGGAAUUUAAAGAAUUUUAUAACGCAAUCGUGUUCAGUCGUGAGAAUUUAUUUUUUUCUCAACGGAAAUGGAGAAGCUCUGUCGAACUACUCACUUUUUUUUGUUUUUCCCGCCCCAAUUAUAAAUGGUUGGAUGUUUUUUUCACAGCAGAGACAUGGACUUCCACUUCUUGUUUUGGGAUCUUCCUUUCGAAAUCAAGUGUCUGAGGAUAAAAAGAGAAGGGUUGAAAUUUUGAUUCCAGUGUAUUUUGUAUCCAGCGACCGUAGGAUCGGCGACACAAAAAAAGUCGUUUUUCUGAGGUAGUCUGAUUUGUUCUUUCGAUCUCGUGCUUGAAAACAUUCAGAGGGAAUCGGUCUUUCUCGGGAAGUUUAA